AUGGAGAUUAGUGGGGAUGUACUUAUACCUCCAUUCCGCUUUUCAGCAGUUGAAAUUGAUGUUUUUCGUGGAGCAUACCCAGUUAAGCUCAACUUUGGGUUUCUUAAAACUCUAAAACUUAAAACAAUGAUAUCAUUAAUUCCAAAUCCAAUUGAUGAAGACCUUGCAGAGUUCUGCAAAAACGAAAAAAUUGAAAAUCACUAUUUUUCCGUUCCUAAAUUCAUCGAUCAAAUCAUUAUGACACCAAAUACAGUAACACAAAUUUUAAAUUUACUUUGCGAUAAAAAUAACCUACCAGCCUACAUACAUUGCCUUAAUGGUGGUCACUCAACUGGUUUAAUUGUAAUGUGUUUAAGAAAAUUACAAAUGUGGAGUCAGAGAGCUAUGUUUGCAGAAUUCAACAGAUUUAUUAAUACUUUUGAAUCAUGUGAAGAAGCUUUUGUCAACAACUAUAAAGCUACGUUCGAAUUAACGUCAAAUAGACCGCAAUGGCUAAUGCAUUUAACUGGAAAGAAAUCUCAUCCUACAUUACGCGUUAUAUUAGCAAAUGAGACAGAAUCAGAUGAUGAAAUAGACGAUGAAGAGGAAGAUGAUUUGAUUAGUUCAACAGACGAAAUCAAGAUUAGAAAUGAGUAA
Molecule: messenger RNA, 636 nt
Organism: Trichomonas vaginalis G3
Lineage: Eukaryota; Parabasalia; Trichomonadida; Trichomonadidae
Product: protein tyrosine phosphatase protein
Exons: 1
Coding region: 1-636 (211 amino acids)
Molecular function (GO): phosphatase activity
Source: RefSeq, a predicted model, not a curated record